AUGGCAAGCUACUCGUCCAGCGAUGAACCACUAGUUUUCUCUAAGUCCAGUACUCUCAAAAGAGCUCGUCGGAUACCUAAUGAGAAAGAUGGCUCUCACUCUCAUAUUGUCGUAACCCUAACUGACCCAGAAGUAUUUGAUUGCCCUAUUUGCCUUGAACCCUUGACCAUUCCUGUCUACCAAUGUGACCAAAAUGGCCACAUAGCUUGCUCCUCCUGCUGCACAAAAAUUAACAACAGAUGUCCCUCUUGUUCUGGGUCCAUUGGAUCCUGUCGUUGCCGCGCAAUCGAGAAGGCUCUUGAAUCGAUCACAAUAUCGUGCCAGAACAUUCAGUAUGGAUGCAAAGAAUCUGUGGCUUACCAUAAAAAAGGUGAACAUCAAAAGGCAUGUGUUUAUUCACCUCUCUCUUGCCCCCUUCUAUCUUGCAACUUUGUCUCUUCAGCCGAGCAGCUAUACAAACACUUCAGCAGUAGACAUGUGAAAUCUGCAACACAAUUCAGGUUCGGCAACAGUGUUCCUGUUUCAUUAAAUGCCAGUGACGACUUUCUUUUUCUUCAAGAAAAAAAUAAGGGUACAUUAUUUAUCCUCAAGAACCAUCAUGUUGAAGAUCUAGGAAAUGCAGUGACAAUUAGUUGUAUACAACCCAGCUUCAUGAGCGGGUACUUGUAUGACCUUGAUGUGGAAGCCAAGGGAAAUUCUCUCAGAUUGAAGUCUUUCACAUUGAGCAUUCCAAGCCAACAGGUUAUUGAUGAUAGCCCUCCUACAACAUGGUUUCUUUUAAUUCCUUCUGGCUUUAUCAGUCCUGGUGACCUGCUCAAGAUGCAAUUUUGCAUAUGGCCUAAAGAUGCCGUCAGUAUCUAG
This is a messenger RNA of Prunus avium (sweet cherry), 861 nucleotides long. Its product is annotated as E3 ubiquitin-protein ligase SINA-like 10. The record is from RefSeq and is a predicted model, not a curated record. Gene Ontology annotation, molecular function: zinc ion binding. Lineage: Eukaryota; Viridiplantae; Streptophyta; Magnoliopsida; Rosales; Rosaceae.